This is a messenger RNA of Micromonas pusilla CCMP1545, 1098 nucleotides long. RefSeq lists its product as uncharacterized. The transcript has 2 exons. Bases 1 to 1098 code for a protein of 365 amino acids. NCBI's taxonomy places the organism in Eukaryota, Viridiplantae, Chlorophyta, Mamiellophyceae, Mamiellales, Mamiellaceae. The record is from RefSeq and is a predicted model, not a curated record.
AUGACGCAGCUCGCGAACCUCGCGCCGGGCCACCGCGAAACGAGACCGCACGUCCUCGCGGAGGCGCAGGUCCGAAGGGACGCGAACGACCGCGCGCGCGUCGCCUUCAACGCGCGCGCGGAGAAGGCGAAGGAGAGAACUACCGCGGAAGACGCGAAAUGCGACGACGGACGAGACGCAGACGCGGCGCGACGACCGCGGCGGCAGCGCGCGAGCACGUCCAAUCCGAACGACGCGGGCGCCCUCCCGGGCGUACGGGAGACGACCGACGACGACGUCGCGGGCGCCGCACAUCUCGCGGUCGCGUCCACGCUCGCCGCGAAGGGCCGCGUCGCGGAGGCGGAGUGCGUCCUGUUCAACGUCCUUCGCGCGCGCCCGAACGACGCGGGCGCGCGAUGGCUGCUGCGUCAGAUCCGCGAACCGAGCGGCGCGGUCCCGGGGAGGGGGCCGCCGAAGACGAAGGCGACGCCGAAACCGCCGCAACCCGAGCCGGAGGUGCCGCUCGAGGAGCUCUUCGCGCGGUUGAAGGGCGCGCCGGAGCCGCCGGGAGGCCGUCGAGUCGCAGAGCUGAUGAAACGUCUCGACCGCGAGAUGGGCGAGCGUGAGACGCCGAUGCUCGUCGGCGUCGGGCCCGCGCCGCGGAUGGACCUCGGGCCCGUGCGCGGCCGCCCCGCGGCGGGCGCGAGCGUCGUGACGCUGAGCGACCUCGACGACGAGCUCGCGAAGAAGAAAGCGCGGCUGGCGGAGGAGCGGCGGCGGGACAUGGAGUUCGACGCGCGCGUGGCCGCGGAUGAACGCGCGGCGAUCGCGAGGGAGGACGCCGCCGCCGCCGACGCCAAACGGCGCGCGACGCGGGAGCAAAAGUUUGGCCUCGACGCGCAGCAGAGGGUGGACCGCGAGCGGCGCGAUCAGCUCUGGGCGGAGGAGAAGAGGAAGGGGCUGGAGGCGACACGCGGGGGGCGGGAGUCUUCUGAGAAGACUGAGGUUGGCAGAGGGAGCGUCGCCGUCAUCGGCGGGGAGGAGAUGGCGCCGCGGGGGAAAAAGACGCGCGAGCCGCCGAAGCGGAGGGCGCUCGCGCCGUUCGCGUUCAGGCGGUAG